This is a messenger RNA of Rotaria sordida, 843 nucleotides long. NCBI's taxonomy places the organism in Eukaryota, Metazoa, Rotifera, Eurotatoria, Philodinida, Philodinidae. The record is from the annotation of a GenBank genome assembly.
AUGUAUAAACUAACUGAAGAACAACGCUGGUAUAUCAUCUGUGAGCGGAAAAAAGGUUCUAUAAAUAUCUCAAACAUAGUACGUUCCUUCAAGUGUCGCCAUGCUAUAAUAUACGAUGUCAUUGAUUAUUAUCGUCGUCAUAAUGAUGUAAAUUAUACAGAUAGAUAUAAUGCUGGUCGUCCACCUGCACUCGAUUCAACACAAAUUAAACAACUUGAUCAAACUAUACAACAAAACCGAUCAGCUACUGCUGCUGAAUUAUUAUCACUCACGAACUUCAAUACUACCGAACGCACGGUACAACGUUAUCGUUUAUCCCUUGGUUAUCGUCCUCGUAAGUCUGUUAUUAAAGUUAAGACUAAUAAUACAAAUGAACAAAAUCGAUAUCAAUUUGCUGCAUUACAUCACUUGGCCAACAUCAGGAAAUAUAUUUUUGAAGAUGAGUGCUAUGUGGGAUUAAGAAGUACACAACAGAUUGUUUGGUGUAAACGAGAAGAAUCAACAUCGAAGAAAGAAAUAUCAUCUUUGCGAGCACAUGUAAAUUUAAUUGGUUUUAUUUGGUGGAAUGGUUAUGUCUUUCGCCGAUUUGAUAAUUGGUUAAAUAGCGACACAUAUUGUGAUACAGUUAAUGAAGCAUUAUCGGGAAAUUUGCGAAAAUUAAAUGGAUUUUUAUUUAUUUCUGAUGGAAUAAAAUGGCACAAAAGUGCUCAAUUCAAACGAUGGUGUGACAAAUAUAAUAUUGAAUUAUGUGAAUGGCCAGGUUACAGUCCUGACUUUAAUGCUAUAGAACUGGUCUGGAACAUUAUCAAACAAAAAUUUAAAACCAAAAAUCCAAAAUCAUAA